Molecule: messenger RNA, 2988 nt
Organism: Oryzias latipes (Japanese medaka)
Lineage: Eukaryota; Metazoa; Chordata; Actinopteri; Beloniformes; Adrianichthyidae
Gene: fbxw11a
Product: F-box and WD repeat domain containing 11a
Molecular function (GO): protein dimerization activity
Source: RefSeq, a predicted model, not a curated record
CCUACCAAAGCUCGGUGGCUGUGUGAAGUGAAUGACGUCUCUGGAAUUGUGGGCCGCCGACGCAGGGCUGGGUUUCCAUUUUCAUAGCGAGUUUCGGGGGGGAUCGUUAACAUGGAGCCGGAGAUGGAGGACAAAACGGUGGAACUGAUGUGCUCUGUGCCUCGCUCUCUCUGGCUGGGCUGCUCCUCGGUGGCUGAGAGUUUGUGUGCACUCAGGUGCCUGCAGAGCAUCCCCUCCACCCGGGCUCACAACCAGAACACAUCAGGGAUGGAAUCGCAGACCCCCGUGGAUGAUCUGUCACCAAAGAAGAACACUGUUCUCAAAUUUACUAAUGGCCCUGUCGUGAGUUCGCGUAAACGUCCGUCAGAAGGGAACUAUGAGAAAGAAAAGGAACACUGCAUCGCCCUCUUUGACCAGUGGUCUGAGGCCGACCAGGUGGAGUUUGUAGAGCGUCUGAUUUCCCGUAUGUGCCACUACCAGCACGGCCACAUCAACUCCUACCUCAAACCCAUGCUGCAGAGGGACUUCAUCACUGCAUUGCCAGCUCAAGGUUUGGAUCACAUAGCAGAGAACAUCCUGUCUUUUUUGGAUGCACGCUCCUUGUGUGCUGCAGAACUAGUGUGUAAAGAGUGGCAGAGAGUCAUAUCGGAAGGUAUGCUGUGGAAGAAGCUCAUUGAACGUAUGGUCCGGACCGACCCGCUAUGGAAAGGCCUGUCUGAGAGACACCAGUGGGAGAAAUACCUUUUCAAAAAUCGCACAGCAGAAAUCCCGCCUAACUCCUACUAUCACUCCCUUUAUCCUAAGAUCAUCCAAGACAUAGAGACUAUUGAGGCAAAUUGGCGGUGUGGCAGACACAACUUGCAGAGGAUUCAGUGUCGCUCAGAAAACAGUAAAGGGGUUUACUGUCUCCAAUAUGAUGAUGAGAAGAUCAUCAGUGGCCUUAGGGACAACUCUAUCAAGAUCUGGGACAAGCAGACGCUGGAAUGUCUGAAGAUAUUGACGGGUCACACAGGCUCAGUGCUGUGUCUUCAGUAUGAUGAGAGGGUCAUUGUCACCGGCUCGUCUGACUCAACUGUCAGGGUGUGGGAGGUGACCACAGGUGAGGUACUGAACACGCUGAUCCAUCACAACGAGGCAGUUCUUCACCUGCGCUUCGCAAACGGGCUGAUGGUCACAUGCUCCAAAGACCGCUCCAUUGCUGUUUGGGACAUGGCAUCGCCAACAGACAUCAGCUUACGUCGCGUCCUUGUGGGACACCGCGCUGCUGUCAACGUGGUGGACUUUGAUGACAAAUAUAUAGUGUCUGCCUCAGGGGACCGUACUAUCAAAGUAUGGAGCACCAGCACAUGUGAGUUUGUGCGGACUUUAAAUGGUCAUAAGCGGGGCAUCGCCUGUCUACAGUACAGAGAUCGUUUGGUCGUCAGCGGCUCAUCUGAUAACACAAUCCGGUUAUGGGACAUAGAGUGCGGAGCAUGUUUGCGAGUGCUAGAAGGCCACGAGGAGCUGGUGCGCUGCAUUCGCUUCGACAACAAAAGGAUCGUCAGCGGCGCUUAUGACGGGAAGAUAAAGGUGUGGGACCUGCAGGCAGCUCUGGACCCUCGUGCCCCUGCCAGCACUUUAUGUCUGCGCACACUUGUGGAGCAUUCUGGCCGCGUGUUCCGCUUGCAGUUCGAUGAGUUUCAGAUCAUCAGCAGUUCUCAUGACGACACCAUUCUGAUCUGGGACUUCCUGAACGUCUCAGCUAAUGGCCAGUCAGAGGGACGGUCUCCUUCACGCACCUACACGUACAUAUCUAGAUAGCAGGUGGCGCCACUUGACACAUCCAUUCUUGGAGGAAGCCCAAGGCUGAUUGGUUGAUGGGUGCACACCUCGUGCAAAGGAGCCCAUGUUUCUUUUCCUGCCUCCUUCAUCUCUGUCCAUCUUCCACUCAGCCCCCCUCCACCUCCUUGCCUGUUCUGACAGACUCUUAAGCUUGUGCCCAUUGCCCGAUAGUACAGUCAACACUGACGAGGAGUCCCUACUACAAGAACCAACUCAGCUCUCUGGAGAAGUUCACCUUCUGCAACUAAUUUAUGUUUUGUAAAUUACAAUAAUGACAGUAUUAACGUAGACCUUAUAUAUGUCACAAGCGCCCCUCUUUUGCCCCUGAUAAAACCUAAAAGCUGCUUCUGCUACUCGGGUUUUUACCCCUGCUCCUGCCAAAAAGGUUUCCACUCCAGUGGAAUAUAUAUUUCUAUAUAUAUUACACAGACACAUGCAUACACAGUGGCACAGUUGGGCAGAGGAUGACCAGAGCUGUUACACGGGAGACAGAGACUCUACUCAGCACUAGGAUAGAAGGGAAGGGAUGGGUGAUGGAAGGAGUGAGUGAAGGAGAGCUUCCCUUUCACUCCUUCCUGCUCCUCCCUGCCUCUCUUCUUAUCCAUUCCUAUUUGCUCGCCCUCUCCAACCCCCUCCUCCCCAGAGAUGCACAUUUGCUUGGACUAGGAGGGUGCACACACCUGGGUGUGCUUGUCUGUGUGGACUGGUUAAAAAAAAUGGCAGAACAAAGCAGAAGCGUCAAACAUGCAUGUGAGGUUGCCUGGGAUACCGCAUCCUGGUACACCUCUGCUUUUUUUUCUCUUUAAUGCUUACUUUCUUACUGUUUUUUUUUUUUUUUAAAUUCUAUUUUCUAAUUUUAUUUGAGUAUUUUUGGUUCUUAGUGCAAAAAUCAUACUAGACAUAGUCUUCUCUCGUCCCCUUCUUUGUCUCUCUUACUGUCUGUUUCCUUCUUUUCUUCAUCUGUCCCUUUCACAUCAUCUUCCUCCCAUCAUCUAUGUGCUUGCUUUGGUUAUGAGAGAAGCUGGAAUUCAAGAGCUCAAUUUUAGCUGUAAACUGAGUUGUCUUGUCAAAAAUUGUGUUGUAUAUUAAAAUGAUUUUUUAAAGAAGAAAAAUGACCUUAUUGUGAAUAAAGUACUUGACAGUGGUGGAGUGUUGAGCCAACUAUAA